This is a messenger RNA of Saitoella complicata NRRL Y-17804, 1983 nucleotides long. Its product is annotated as alpha/beta-hydrolase. Bases 18 to 1898 code for a protein of 626 amino acids. NCBI's taxonomy places the organism in Eukaryota, Fungi, Ascomycota, Saitoellomycetes, Saitoellales, Saitoellaceae. Gene Ontology annotation, molecular function: hydrolase activity. The transcript has 4 exons. The record is from RefSeq and is a predicted model, not a curated record.
GAACGACAAUAGACAAGAUGACAUUCAACACAGCAACAGUCGCCGCGGCAUCAACACCAACAUUCUUCAAAACCUUCCUCUCCCACUUCCUGAAACAAAAAUCUACAGACCCUACUCAAGACCCGACCCACGCGCUCUCCUACCAUGAGGCACUUGCGCUCGUGAGGAGAUUCUUGGAAGUCGCGUCGCAUCACACGGUUGAUGAGGUACAGGCUUUUACGGCGAUGCACGUCCCCAUUCCACGAUGGGUACACGACGAGAUCGAAGUUAUCCCGUCUCCAUUCAUCGACCUCGCUGCGUCAGUUUUGCAGCAGAAUUUGGGACAGGAAGAAAUUGAGGCAGUGGGUGGACGCGAAUGGUGGCAGAUCCGCCAUUCCCCGCUCGACGUUGAAUGGAUCGAGAUGAAGCGUGACUACAUCACCCGCCAACAGUCGCGUCAAACUCCCGGGCACGACAUGACGAAGGAAAAGGUGAUGUUGUACAUUCAUGGCGGUGCAUACUACUUUGGCGCCGUCGAUGAACACCGAUAUCAGAUCCAGCGUCACGCGAGAAAGUUAGGUGCCAGGGCUUGCGCACCGAGAUACCGCUUGGCGCCGCAGUACCCCUUCCCAUGCUGUCUCCACGAUAACCUCUCCGCGUAUCUUUGGUUGAUCGCACCAAUUUCUGAAGGCGGUUGCGGAGUUUCCCCCAAAUCCUUGAUCCUCGCGGGAGACUCAGCGGGAGGUGGAGCAGCCCUCUCCCUCGCUUGCAUCCUCCGCGACCAAGGCCUUCCCCUUCCUGCCGGAUUGGUCCUCAUCUCCCCCUGGGUAGACCUGACCCACUCCUUCCCGUCCGUCGUCAAAGACAACAGCGGAGACUACAUCCCCGCCCACGGCUUCCUCCACAAACCAUCCCUCACUUGGCCUCCCCCGACACAAGCCGACAUCUCUGCCGCCGAACGCGGAAGUGGAGAGUUGGACAGACAUAUCGAGCAGCAGGGGCAGGGAGAGAAGAAGGGCAUGUUGGAGAGGUUAGGGUUGAAGAAGCAUAAGGAGAUGGAGGUGGGCUCAACCUACGGUUCCGCCCGCCGCGCUGCACCCUCAAAGAAUACCUCCAUCAUCAUCAACAACACCCUCAUCCAAAUCCGUGACCAAAUCCAGUUGUAUGCACCGAAUGAGCUGUUGGCGCAUCGACUCGUGAGUCCGGUUAUGCAGGAGGAUUUGGGUGGGUUAUGUCCGACGUUGGUUGUGGGGGGUGGUGCGGAGAUGUUGAGGGAUGAAAUGAUUUGGAUUGGGCAUGCGAUGGCUGGGCAUAAGUAUCCCCCCACUAAGGUGAAACUCAUGGUCUGGGAUGGAUGUUGUCACGUCACGCCCACACUCAGCUUCACCCGUCCUGCGAGAUACAUGUACCGCGCUGUCGCGAACUGGGGUGUUUGGUGUAUCGAAGAAGCCUGGAAGGAGGGUGCAUCCCAGUCUCAAGCGCCCAUCACCAUGACUGGUCAUGAGGGGCCCUUCCAUAACAACAUGAUCCGUCUCCGCGUCGACACGCAUGGUCGUCCACGUCCCAUGGAGCCUGAGAGUGAGAUGUACCAACUCGCCAUUCCCCUCGAGGAAAUCGGCGUAAUCAAGGAAGGUCCCGUAAAGCGCUGGAUGGAAGGAAAAUCCAAAUUCGACGCGAAAUACAAGAAAGCGAAACUCCGGGUACAAAAAGAGCGGGCGACUGCUUACGCGCGCGCAAAGAAGGAGGGAUUCGUGGAGGGCCGACUUAGGGGAGAGAGGCCGCCUCCGAGCGCGGUUGUGAGUAGGAGUACGAAGGAGGAGAUGGAGAAGGCGAUGAGGAGUCUUGAGGAGGCGAGGGGGAAGACGAGUGCGGGGUUGGCGAGUUGGGUUGAGACGAUGCAGAAGAAGGAGCAUAAGUGAUUGGCCGCUUACAACUACAGUAUGGUAUAAGUUUAGGAUGACAGGUUAAUUGUAAUUCUGGUAUUUCGGUUGCGGUUGCAACGUC